GUGACGUCACAUUUGAUGUAGUCGCCAUCUUCGAAUGUACAAAAUUUCUAAUCCUGUUUAGGUGAAGAAGGGUGUUUCUUGUGAAUGUUUCUCGCGGCUGAACAAUAAAUUAUGGUGUGUUAAAGGGCAAAAUUAAGUGAAUUAGUAAUUAAAUAUGACAAUUUUACCCAAAAAGAAGUCUGGACAGUCGAAAAAUGAAGGGGAAGUCUCUGAUCCUGCAACUCAUUCAUAUCAUGGCGAACGCCAUGGGCAUCAGAGUCAUUCUCAGGAAAACAGAGAACGAUUUGCAUUUUCUGGGAGAAAUUCACCUCCAAGGUGGCCGCCACCACCAACAAGGGAUGAUAAAAGACCAGCUCAUCCUUCUAGUUCAAAUUUUGAUGAAUAUGAUAGUGUAGAUGGUGGACCUAGUCAUUCCAAGCGUCGUCAUAGAGCUUCACCCCAUCGAACCACUCGGAAAUCACAUUCUCAUGUUCAUGGCCAUUCACAUACGGGGCAUUCUGGACAUAAUCUCCAUAGGACAAACGUAUCUCAAGCUUUUUCUAACCCUGGAACAUCACAGACUGGUCAUAAUACUUCUCAAGAAAGACAAAAUAAUCAAGUACCGCUGUUGGAGGUGUCAGAAGAAAAUGAUCAUUCUGGUUAUAAUAGUGGAGAUGAAUACGAUAGACCAGUUGAGAUGUGGACAGAGGAAGAACUUGAAGAGAGAGAGAAAAUUUUUGAAAAGAAAAUGAGAAAGAAGGGAUAUAUCAUAAAGAAAAUGGGAGAAGAUGGGGCAUGUAUGUUUCGUGCAGUAGCUGACCAAGUAUAUGGUGACCAAGAAAUGCAUUCAGUGGUCAGGAAACAGUGUAUGGACUACAUGGCAAAAAAUGCUGACCAUUAUUCUCAGUAUGUGACAGAAGAUUUUGAAAAGUACAUCGAAAGAAAGCGUUGUGACCACAUUCAUGGAAAUCAUGUUGAGAUGCAGGCAUUGUCCGAAAUUUUUAAUAGACCCAUUGAAGUUUACCAUUAUAGCAUUGAACCAAUUAAUACCUUCCAUGGUAUGCAUAAAACAGACAAUGAACCCAUCAGAUUAAGUUACCACAGAAACAUCCACUAUAAUUCCAUUGUUGACCCAUACAAGGCAACUAUCGGAGUUGGACUGGGACUCCCAGCUUAUAAACCAGGGGCUGCGGAGAAAAGUUUGAUAAUGGAUGCCAUAAGGUCUUCAGAGAAUCUUCAGUUAGAACAGGCUAUGCUAGAAGAUAAACUUCGAGCUACAGAUUGGGAGGCUACAAAUGAAGCCAUAGAAGAACAGAUUGCAAGGGAAUCUUAUCUUGAGUGGUUAAGAGAAAACGAAUUGAGAACAAGAAAAAAGACCCCAUCAGCAACAGAAACAUCAAGUUCUAGUCUAGCAACAGCUGAUGGAGCUACCUGUGGAAACGUGUCACCUUUAGCAGCAGGUAGAACCCCUCCUCGUAUCCGUGGAAACAACUCAGCUUCUAACAGUCCCAGAAUAGAUAAUCAUGGAGAAGAUAAAAGCUGUAGACCACCUGAUAAAGCUGUUAGUCCAAAAGCUGGAAGUUCAGGUAUGGCUGGAGGUCACAUGGAUGAUCUGCUAGGACUUGAAGCUGGUGCUUGCUCAUCAAAUAGCUGUGCUACAAAUAGUCAAGAAGGUUUUUCACUUAUAGAAACAGCAACUUUCAUGAAUAGGCUUCCUCCAUCAGUCUUUGGAUUGACAGAAUGGGAAGACUCGGACAUACUUGCUAAAGUUUUAGCGCAGUCCCAACAGGAGUACCUUGACUCGUUGAAACGGUCAGCAUCAAGUACUAGAGAUGGUGAUCAGCCCUCUAGCUAACAAAGUCUUUGUACAAAAUUGUUGUUAGAUCCAUGAUGGUAUAAUUUCUUUUUUCACUAAAAUCCAAAGACAGAAGUUUAUGCAUUUGCACCAAUAACAUAUUUUCAAUAUUUUAAUAGGUUUUCCCCACCCUACUGAAGAAAAUCUAUAGAAUUCAGGUGCGAUUUGGUUUUCAAAAUUUUGUGCUUCAUUCUCUAAUUCAGUAUUUGAAUAAUUUACUAUUGCUUGAAAUUACAAACAGGCAGGAAGUAAGAGUAAAACGACAUAUUUUAGAAGUAAUGCUUCAGAAGUGGUAUUUCAAUCAGUUUUAGUGGGUUGGAGAAAGAACAUUAAACACUCAUUUCAUUGUUAAGUACAAGUAAUGAUUACCUUCUAUUUUGUUUCUUGUGCUAAAAGUAAUGCGAUUGGUAUUUAUGCUAUCCGAAUAAUGUAAACCAAACACCAAAAGCGUCAAUGAAUUGAGUAAGGUUUCCCAUUUUGUAAAUAUAGAAGAUAAGAGGAUUAUUUAAUAAGAAAAGAAACUGUUAGAAGAAAACGUGUAGAUUGUUUUUCAUCUUUUUCCAUUUUAUCAUUCUAAAUAUUAUACGCCUGCUAUUUGCUUUUUUCUUGAUUUUGUGUAAGAUUUUGAAUAAAUUCCAUGAUUGGCACAGAAGGAUCAGUUUUAUGCAAGUUUCAACUGUUCCAAGGUUUAUAAUGAUGUUUGUAAAAAAAAGGGUCAACACUGUAACUAUCUUCAUGUAUUAUGUAUGGGAGUUAACUAUGGAAAAAUAAUCAUAUUGAUACAGAAAAGUCAAAUUGUGGAAAGCAUUUUCUAUUAUUCACUUAAUCUUUUAAUACCCGGUUCAAGAAUGCUUGAACUCCCGAGUGUUUAAAGCCGUCCUUUGUGAGGAGAAUUGUGAUAUUCAAGAAAGAAAAGUGUUAAGGUAUGGUAAUGAUCACAAAUCUGUUUGGUACAGUUUUCUUUUUCGGUUGCUUUUAUUCUGUUUAAUUUUCUUUUUCUCUUAUUACCUCCUUACAGCAUCAUUACAUCCCAUAUCAUUAGUAUAGAAGCCAAUGCACGCACUAAUACUGAAGGACUGACACUUAUGAAAAAUUAUUAAUACUGUUCUGAAACUUGAUCCACAUGUGUUGUACGACUUCAAAUGUAGUGUGAUGGUUUUCGUUGGUCCUACCUUUAAUACCACUUGGUUUUUAAAAACUGGAGUCUGAGGACUGAACGAAAAUGUGUUUGAUCUUUCAAGAUGCUUGGUUUGCUAGCACAUAGAGUAAAUUACAUUAACAACGAAGUACGGUUAAUAAGGAUUUCUUAAUACAGGUCAUCUGAGAGUUAUGGUAUGGUGCUCUUUAACUAAUAAAUUAUACUUUCUCCAUCCAGUAAAUAAUAAAUGAAUUGGCAAUUGUAAGUAUAAUUACAAGAUUUUAGAAUGUACUAUUUUAGUUUCCAUAUUGCUACUUCUAGAAUUUAAAAGUAACGGAUGCUUGGAGUCCAACGUUUCAUAGGUAAUGGAUGUAGUUUUUAUUAUCAACAUGAAAGAAUCUUUGUGGUUCUUACAUUAAUGUGUUGUUUUUGUUGCUAAAACCAAGUAAAAAAAGGGGGGGGGGAUAUUUUUAAUGAUGUUGUACUAAACAUGCCGAAGAAUACAAGUAUGUAGGUGUGUGGUAGUAUUAACCUUGUUGGAAUAUAAACUUUGUGUUAUUAAAAUUUUAAAUUUUCCUAGUAAAGAAACUGAGAACCAUCAUUAUAAGGACAUAAGACAUUGUCAUGCAUCCACAUUUAUAAGUAACUUUAAUGCCACUGAAGUAAUGGUAUCAGCUUAUUACCAUACAAGAUAAUUUGGACUGCUGUAGGAGUCUGGGUUUACUUUAUAUACAGACAAAGGCAAAGUUAUGUCAUACAUGUUACGUAUUGAUUUGUGAUCGAGAAGAGUUGUCCCACACUAAAUGUUGUAGAAGGAAGAGGGGAUGCUUCUGCAUUUUUAUACUGUGAUCUUGUUAAAUAAAGGUGUUCGAGGGGGGUGCUCCUUGUGUAAUGACUUUGAUGCUUUUAUAAGAAUAAAGUAGUUUUUGUAUGAAAGAGCUAAAAAGUGAACAAGAAUUAUUGUCAAUGUUGUAAAAGAGUUGUAUGAAAUAAAUGUAAGAUAGGGAUUCUGUCUGUCCAUCUGGAUGUCAACAGACGAAAUUUACAAAUUAAAUUUAUUUACUUUAUUUAACGUGUGACAUUUCCGCCACGUACAUUUAAGAACAAACAUUCUGGAUGUGUGCCAUUAGCGGAGGAGACUUACAAAUUCAAUUUAUUUACAUUAUUUAACGUGUGACAUUUCUGCUGCGUAUGUUAAAUAACAAACAUUUAACUGUCUUAUCAAUUAGAAUGUUACAAGAAUUUCUUCUUUGGAACCGUUUGAGAAAAGCAUUUUCCAUGUUAAAAAACAAAAAACAUAUCGCUUGUUGGUAGAAAAGUGGAAACAUAAAAUCUCUAGGUCUGAAACUUAUUUGACUACAUUAGAUUAUAGUGUGUGAAUUUGUUUAAAGAACAUUUUGUAUAUAUAUAUAAAACAUAUUACUUCAAAAUCGUAAUGUUUAGAUAUAUUUGUUAGUUUUUGUAAAGUGGUUGGUGAGAUAUAGAUGUGGUAUUUUUCAGUUACAAAACCUGAAAUUGAAACAUUUCGGUGCAAGUAGAACAUUAUACGACAUGUGAAUAAUAGCUCAAGUUUUGUUGUUUUUUAAAGAAAAAAAAACGUUAUUUUACAACACUGUUGAUUAUAUUAUUAAUUGGUAAUUGAAAAAUAUCAUACCUACUUUUUAAGUAUAGGUGUAAGUUCUUCACAAAAUGAAUAAAAUUGUGUGCAAAAUUAACAUCUUUGACCACAAAAAGUGUACAUUUUACUUUAAAAUGCGUAAGGAAGUUUAAAAAGAAGAAUGAGUCACGCUAGUUUUCUUUCUGUAAAAAUCAUGUUAUAAAUUAUGACAGAGAAGAGGUAAUUUGUGAAACCAAAAUGUACCUAAGGACUUUACUUGUACAAUAGAGGCUUUUGUUUUAUAAUUGUAUAACUCAAUUAUUUUCAAUAAACCAUCCAAGUGAUGAA
Limulus polyphemus (Atlantic horseshoe crab) is the source of this 4917-nucleotide messenger RNA. Its product is annotated as OTU domain-containing protein 5-B-like. Gene Ontology annotation, biological process: protein deubiquitination. Bases 155 to 1834 code for a protein of 559 amino acids. The record is from RefSeq and is a predicted model, not a curated record. Gene Ontology annotation, molecular function: cysteine-type deubiquitinase activity; K63-linked deubiquitinase activity. Lineage: Eukaryota; Metazoa; Arthropoda; Merostomata; Xiphosura; Limulidae. The transcript is spliced from 10 exons.